Messenger RNA from Lycium ferocissimum, 2058 nucleotides. RefSeq lists its product as uncharacterized. Bases 1 to 2058 code for a protein of 685 amino acids. The transcript has a single exon. The record is from RefSeq and is a predicted model, not a curated record. NCBI's taxonomy places the organism in Eukaryota, Viridiplantae, Streptophyta, Magnoliopsida, Solanales, Solanaceae.
AUGAUGAAAAGACCCAACAAGCAAAGGGUACAGAAGAAUGUGAAGAAAUCAACAAAUGAGGAGGCUUACUAUCAAAGGCCACGUUGUCCAAUAACAUUAGAGGAAUUCUUGCCAAGCUGGUUUCGCAUGAAAAUUUCUCACUAUGAUGCUAAGGCCUCAUGUUGCAAUAUUGACGAAGAAGAGAUGAAAAAGGAAGAUGUGACAUUGCCGUCACUUUCAUUGUGUGAAAACCUCAUCGAGACUCGCUCUGAAGAAGUGGACACUUGUGAUGCAAAAAUCACAUUCACUAAUGAUGAUCUUUUGUUAGGCCAAACAUUGCAUAAUCGUCCUUUAUAUAUGGUUGGUUUUGUGCGUGGGCAUAAAGUUAACAGAAUUAUGAUUGAUGAUGGGUCUGGAGUCAACAUUCUCCCAAUCCGCAUUGUGAAAGAGCUUGGAAUCUCGGUGGAUGAACUGUCUGAAAGUCGUCUGAUGAUUCAGGGAUUUAAUCAAGGGGGACAAAGAGCUAUAGGCGCUGUCAAGCUGGAAAUAAAUAUGGGAGGUAUGUGUUCAAACGCAUGGAUGCACGUGAUUGACGCAAAGACCUCAUAUAAUAUUUUGUUAGGAAGGCCAUGGAUACACGAAAAUAAAGUGGUUCCAUCCACCUACCAUCAGUGCUUUAAAUACCUUGAAGAUGGGGUCCAAAAGAAGAUAGUUGCUGAUGAUGAGCCUUUUGCUGAGACAGAAGCACACUUUGCAGAUGCGAAAUUCUACUUGAAGAACCGUGUCUUGAAGGAGGUUAAAGUUGAUAAUGCGAGGCCAAUAAAAAAGUUUGGUACUGCAAAGAUGGAUGAUCCAGCAGCUGGAAAGGUGAAGGUUAUAGUUGAAAAAAGUCAAGCGCUUAAUAACGUGAGCAAGGUACCCAAGGUAAACAUGGAAUCUUCAAGCAAGAAAGAUACUUCUUUUCUUCACUAUGUUCCAAAGGCGAAGACGGGUGAAGGCCACUCUUCUGAGUUGCAGGGUAAUAUGUUAAGUGGGUUGACCUUUCCUAUGAAGCAAAUUGAUGCAAUCAAAUCAUCUUCAAAAAUGGUGGAAGGAUUUGUCAAAUCAUCCAAUUCACACGAAUCACUUCCAGAAAAGCGCACAGAUGAGGGUUUUGACCCAAACGCCUACAAGUUAUUGGCGAAAGCUGGAUACAAUCCCAAUGAGCCUUCUAAAUUAGGGAAGCUCCCGCCAGAAGCUGUUGGAAAGGGAAAUCAUGGACUAAACCCUACUCAGAGGAUGAUGAUAGAGAAAGGGUAUGCUGUCAAACAAUCGCGUGAAGGUUUGGGUUACAAACAACCUUCACCAGUCCGCAUCUCUAUAAGAAGGGCAAGCAACAACUACAUUACCACUAAAGAAGAGUCGACAUCGUCUAACCAAAGGCUUUCUGUGUUUGAUCGACUUACCAAUCCAACUCCAAGGAUUUCAGUGUUUGAUAGAUUGGGACCGUUGAAGAAGAAACACAAGCGCCAAGGGAAUAAUAGAAGGAUGGAAGCACCUGUUUAUGCUCAAAAGCAAAACAUUUUCGAGGAUUGCCCAAGUUUGAUUCCUUCUAGAAUGAGGCGAGAAACAAAACUUGUAGUUUCAUGUGGGGAGGUCCUCAAAGCAAAAACACAUACCAUAAUUCAUACCAAGGGGCAUGAUGAAGACGAGAAAAGUGUAGGAUCAUCAUAUCACAUCGCAAUCUGGGACGAACAAAGCACUACGCUUCAUCCAAGAGUUGAGGAAAAGUUUGUGGAUAUUCAUGCAUGUCAUCACAUAUCUUUCAAUGAUGGUGAUCCCCAAGAAGAUGAAGACGCUGAAGAUGCACCGCCUGAGUUUGAGGAAGGGGUAAAGACGACUGUUGAUGCAUUAAAGGAAGUUAAUCUUGGAACUGGUGAAGACCCAAGGCCCACAUAUGUAAGUGCCUCACUGAAUGUUGAUGAAGAAAACAAAUAUGUUGAGCUACUUAUGGAGUUCAAAGAUGUUUUCGCUUGGAGUUACAAGGAGAUGCCAGGAUUAGAUCCCAAAGUUGCAGUUCAUCGUCUCGCUGUAAAAUGA